CUCCUCCCGCCCCGGAAGUGCUUCUGCGUGGCGUGUUCCCCCUCGCUCCCCCCUCGCUCGUCUCCCCGCACUUCCGCUGGGGCCGGAGCCAAGGGAGGGCGACGCGGCUGCAGCCGGAGAGGAGCGCCCCGAUCCCCACCGCCAGCGGGAGAGAGCAGGAGGCGACAGCGGCACCCGCGGGAGCAGUGAACCGGAAACCAAAAUGACGGACUCGAAGUACUUCACCACCACCAAGAAAGGGGAGAUAUUUGAGCUGAAGGCUGAGCUCAACAGCGACAAGAAGGAGAAGAAGAAAGAGGCUGUGAAGAAGGUGAUCGCGUCUAUGACGGUGGGCAAAGAUGUCAGUGCUCUCUUUCCAGACGUCGUGAACUGCAUGCAGACUGACAACUUGGAGCUGAAGAAGCUGGUUUACCUGUACCUGAUGAACUACGCCAAGAGCCAGCCGGACAUGGCCAUCAUGGCGGUCAACACCUUCGUCAAGGACUGUGAAGAUCCCAACCCCCUCAUUCGGGCCCUGGCUGUCCGCACGAUGGGCUGCAUCCGCGUCGAUAAGAUCACAGAGUAUCUCUGUGAGCCCUUGAGGAAGUGCCUGAAGGAUGAAGACCCUUAUGUGCGCAAGACGGCGGCCGUUUGCGUGGCUAAGCUCCAUGAUAUCAACGCGCAGCUGGUGGAGGACCAAGGCUUUCUGGACACCUUGAAGGACCUCAUCUCAGACUCCAACCCUAUGGUGGUAGCUAACGCUGUAGCAGCCCUCUCGGAGAUAGCAGAGUCUCACCCAAGCAGCAACCUGCUCGACUUGAACCCUCAGUCCAUCAACAAGCUGCUGACUGCCCUGAACGAGUGCACAGAGUGGGGCCAGAUCUUCAUCCUGGACUGCCUGGCCAACUACAUGCCGAAGGAUGACCGCGAGGCCCAGAGCAUCUGUGAGCGGGUGACGCCCCGGCUGUCCCAUGCCAACUCUGCCGUGGUCCUUUCGGCUGUGAAAGUGUUGAUGAAGUUCAUGGAGAUGCUGUCGAAGGACUUGGAUUAUUACGGCACCUUGCUGAAGAAACUGGCUCCCCCGCUGGUCACCCUGCUGUCGGCAGAGCCUGAGCUGCAAUAUGUGGCCCUCCGGAACAUCAACCUCAUCGUGCAGAAAAGACCCGAAAUCCUCAAGCACGAGAUGAAAGUCUUCUUCGUGAAGUACAACGACCCGAUCUACGUCAAACUGGAGAAGCUGGAUAUCAUGAUCCGCCUGGCUUCCCAAGCCAACAUUGCACAGGUCCUCGCUGAGUUGAAGGAGUACGCGACGGAAGUGGACGUGGACUUCGUGAGGAAAGCUGUCCGAGCGAUUGGCCGGUGUGCCAUUAAGGUCGAGCAAUCGGCGGAGCGCUGUGUGAGCACGUUGCUCGACCUCAUCCAGACCAAGGUCAACUACGUGGUGCAGGAAGCCAUCGUUGUCAUCAAGGACAUUUUCCGCAAGUACCCCAACAAGUAUGAAAGCGUGAUCGCCACCCUGUGCGAGAACCUUGACUCCCUUGACGAGCCUGAGGCCCGAGCUGCCAUGAUCUGGAUCGUGGGCGAGUACGCGGAGCGCAUCGACAACGCGGAUGAGCUUCUAGAGAGUUUCCUGGAGGGAUUCCAUGACGAAAGCACCCAGGUGCAGCUGCAGUUGCUGACGGCCAUUGUGAAGCUGUUCCUGAAGAAGCCCACCGAGACCCAGGAGCUGGUCCAGCAGGUCCUCAGCUUGGCUACACAGGAUUCAGAUAACCCCGACUUGAGGGACCGUGGCUACAUCUAUUGGCGCCUGCUUUCUACAGAUCCCGUGGCGGCCAAGGAGGUGGUUCUGGCGGAGAAGCCGCUCAUCUCCGAGGAGACGGACCUGAUCGAGCCGACCCUCUUGGACGAGUUGAUCUGCUACAUCGGCACCCUGGCCUCCGUCUACCACAAGCCCCCCAGCGCCUUCGUGGAGGGGAGCCGAGGCAUCGUGCAGAAGAGUCUCCCUCCGCGGACGGGCUCGAGCGAAAGCGCAGAGAGCCCUGACAUUGCUCCAGCGGGGGCUCCCCAACCCGAGCAGCCGGCUGUCAUCCCAACGCAGGGUGACCUCUUGGGGGAUUUGCUGAACCUCGACCUGGGACCCCCUGUGAGUGGCCCUCCGAUCACCACGUCGUCGGUGCAGUUGGGUGCUGUCGAUCUUCUCGGCGGUGGCUUGGACAGCCUGAUGGGGGACGAAUCCGAAGGGAUGGGAGGCCCCAGCUUUGCAGCGCCCAGUGCGGUCAUGCCCUCCAACUUGGGUGCCCCCCUUGGCGGGGGCUUGGGAGACCUCUUCGACCUGGCCAGUGGCGUGGGCACUUUGUCCGGAUCCUACGUAGCUUCCAAAACGGUCUGGCUCCCAGCAGUGAAGGCCAAGGGUCUGGAGAUUUCGGGUACCUUCAGCCGGCAGGUGGGCUCUAUCUCUAUGGACCUCGUGCUGUCAAACAAGGCCCUCCAGGUCAUGUCUGACUUCGCCAUCCAGUUCAACCGGAACAGCUUCGGCUUGGCCCCCGCAGCGCCUCUCCAGGUCCACGCCCCCCUUGCCCCGAACCAGAGCGUAGAGCUCUCUCUCCCGCUCAGCACCAUUGGCUCGGUCAUGAAGAUGGAUCCCCUGAACAACCUCCAGGUGGCUGUGAAGAAUAACAUAGACGUAUUCUACUUCAGCACCCUCUUCCCUCUGCACAUCCUCUUUGUGGAAGAUGGGAAAAUGGAGCGACAGAUGUUCCUGGCCACCUGGAAGGACAUUCCCAACGAGAACGAAGCACAGUUCCAGAUCAAAGACUGCCCUCUCAGCACAGACACAAUUAGCAGCAAGCUUCAAGGCAGCAACAUCUUCACCAUUGCAAAGAGGAAUGUUGAAGGUCAAGACAUGCUGUACCAGUCGCUCAAGCUGACCAACGGCAUCUGGGUCCUGGCCGAGCUGCGAAUCCAACCAGGGAACCCCAACUUCACGCUUUCCCUGAAGUGUCGUGCACCCGAAGUCGCCCAGCACGUUUUCCAGGCCUAUGAAACCAUCCUGAAGAACUGAAGUCUCUGCCUGCCCUCACCCUCCCUCCCUCCCUCCCAUCACCUCCCCCUCCCCGAAGCGGUGGUGAUUUCGUCGGGACCAGAACCCCUCCAGGCUGCCUCUCUCUAUGUCCACAGAAGGAAUCAACCCCUGAGAUGCAAGCCGUAUUCUCAACCCUUCCAGAAGGAUGGCAUUGAUCACCUAAGAACUGGGAAGGGGGGGAAGAGAGAGAGAGAGAGAGAGAGAGAGUUGAAAGUAGCCAGGAUUUGAGUCUUCAGCUUCAGGGGAACGGAGAGGUGUUGGGAAGAUCUCCAGAGGGGAUGGGAGACCGUGCUGCACAUCUGUCUCUGUGAGGGUGGGUGGGUGUAAACUUUAAAGUCAUGCCAUGUGUCCCCUGUGCUGACGUCCUGCCCUUUCUCAAGAGCCCUGUACUCUCUUUCCCCCCCUUUGUUGCCCUUUGUACGUGUACAGAAAUUGACAGGCAGUGUGAGCUCAUACACCAUACUGCAGCUACACGGGGGGGGGGGAUAUCCCAUGCACCUUGCUCUCUUGCUAAAGUCUCCCAACUGAAUAAACAAUCAAAUGCUCUGCUAGGGAAAAAA
Molecule: messenger RNA, 3621 nt
Organism: Rhineura floridana
Lineage: Eukaryota; Metazoa; Chordata; Lepidosauria; Squamata; Rhineuridae
Gene: AP1B1
Product: adaptor related protein complex 1 subunit beta 1
Exons: 22
Coding region: 203-3040 (945 amino acids)
Biological process (GO): vesicle-mediated transport; intracellular protein transport
Cellular component (GO): clathrin adaptor complex; membrane coat
Molecular function (GO): clathrin binding
Source: RefSeq, a predicted model, not a curated record